CUGGGCUAGAAGUGCAAGAACGAACACGGGUUCUCUUUCAUAGAAGGGAAUCUCUGGACAGAAACUACGUACAUUAGAUGUCAAAUGAGAGUGAAGAUGCUUUGGUCUUGGGUCUGCCUCUUGCUUUCCACUCUAUGUGUGACUUCCGCUUUUGGUGGCAAGGUGCUUGUUUUUCCAUUGGAUGGAAGCCACUGGGUGAACAUGAAAGUGGUUAUUGAGGGACUGCACUCGAGAGGGCACCAGGUUGACGUGUUGCGAACGGACGACAGCUGGUACAUCAAGGAAAAGUCCCCGCACUACACCGCCAUCACGCUUGACGUGGAGUCGGGCUUCAGCAAAGAUUUGAUUAUUGAGUUUGUGGAGCAGUUGCUGCGCAUCCAGCGACAAGGCAAGUCCCUCUGGAAUCGUUUAAAACUGGAAAGGGAGCAAAGUGAAAAAGCCUCAGGGAUGCAUGAGAAAACAAGCAAAUUGCUGAUGUGGAUUUUCGAGAAUAAAACAAUGGUGGAGUCACUGCGAAGUGCCAAAUAUGACCUCGUUCUGACAGACCCGGCAGUGCCGUGCGGUGUUAUUCUCGCCCACUACCUGAAGCUGCCUCUGGUUCUCAACGUGAGAUGGACCACCCACGGCGAGGGGCAUUUCGCAAUCGCACCGUCCCCUCUCUCGUACGUGCCCCUUACAGGGACAGAAUUUUCUGAUAAGAUGAGUUUUUUUGAAAGAGUAGUAAACAAUUUGUUAUUUAUCUUUGCCGAAUAUCAAUACUCAAAGUACAUCGAAUCGCAUUACGAUGGCGUGGUUCAAAAAUAUUUAAGCCCCGACACAGACUACCGUUCGCUGUUCCAAGCAGCAGACCUGUGGCUCAUGAGAGUGGACUUUGUCUUUGAGUUCCCACGCCCCACCAUGCCCAACGUCAUCUACAUGGGGGGCUUCCAGUGUAAGCCUGCCAAGCCUCUACCCAACCACCUGGAAGAGUUCGUCCAGAGUUCCGGGGAACACGGAUUCAUCAUCAUGUCCCUGGGGACUCUAAUCGCAGAACUUCCUAACGACUUAGCCGACGGAAUUGCGGCAGCUUUUGCCAAGCUCCCCCAGAAGGUCAUCUGGAGGUAUAAAGGUGCUAAACCCUCCACUCUGGGCAACAACACUCUCCUGGUGGACUGGAUGCCACAAAACGACCUUCUUGGACAUCCCAAGAUGAAACUCUUUGUUGCUCAUGGUGGGACAAACGGCGUCCAGGAAGCAAUUUAUCACGGCGUGCCAAUCCUCGGGCUUCCGCUCAUUUUCGAUCAACGAGAUAAUCUACUCAGGAUUACGGUGAGAAAAGCCGGGAAAGUCCUGGAUAUAGUCACCCUGGAUCAUGAUAUAUUCUACCAGGGCAUACAAGAAGUCCUGUCAGAUCCAUCCUAUAGGAACAACAUGCAGAGGCUAUCCAGGCUGCACAAAGAUCAGCCCAUCCCACCGCUCGACAGCGCCCUCUUCUGGAUUGAGUUUGUCAUGAGGCACAAGGGCGCAGCUCACCUGAGGACCGAGUCGUAUCAGAUGCCUUGGUAUGUUUACCAUUCUGUGGACGUGCUCCUCUUCUUGUCUGCUGUAGUGCUGCUCAUUCUCGGUGCUCUUAGCACAUUCACUUACUGGCUUUGCUCCAAAUUGUGCCUGAAAAGAAAAUGUAAACAUGACUAAAGUUAUGUACAAGUUACUUGACAGCUGAACUUCACAAUGUACAAUAUCGUGACUUGUAACCUCAAGUAAGUCACAAGUCAAGUCGGACAAUCUUGCACUGUUGAUUCAUGCAUAUAAACUUGAUGUAACUUAUCUUUGCGGGUUGUAUGAUGAAAGAUGACGUCCGACUUGUUGCGUCUCUUUUUGUUGGUCAUCUUGUGUUUUUGCCAAUGUCCCUUUCUUGAGUUUAUAAAAAUCCUAAUCCUUGAAUCCAAAUGUAAUAUUCUUCGGAGAUUUCUCCUUGAUGCUUCUGGAGGUGGUUUUCCUUAAUGGAAAACUCAAAUAGACAUGGGAGAUCCCUGAUGGUUGUGUAUUACAAAAAUAAUGUAUUUUAUUAAAAGACAAUAUUAAAAAAAACAUUUAAAUACUGGAACAGAAUAUACGUUUUUCCCGUGG
Molecule: messenger RNA, 2109 nt
Organism: Syngnathus typhle (broad-nosed pipefish)
Lineage: Eukaryota; Metazoa; Chordata; Actinopteri; Syngnathiformes; Syngnathidae
Product: UDP-glucuronosyltransferase 2A3-like
Exons: 2
Coding region: 85-1674 (529 amino acids)
Molecular function (GO): UDP-glycosyltransferase activity
Source: RefSeq, a predicted model, not a curated record